AUGUCCGAAGAACGGCAUGAAGAUCAUCAUAGGGAUGUUGAAAAUAAAUUGAAUUUAAAUGGUAAAGACGAUAUUAACGGGAAUACCUCAAUCUCGAUCGAGGUGCCUGAUGGAGGAUAUGGGUGGUUUAUUCUUCUUGCUUUUAUUCUGUACAACUUUUCUACUUGGGGGGCAAAUUCUGGUUAUGCUAUUUAUUUAGCGCAUUAUUUAGAGAAUAAUACUUUUGCUGGUGGGAGUAAAUUAGACUAUGCUUCUAUAGGUGGGUUAGCAUUCAGUUGUGGACUUUUUUUUGCCCCAGUUAUAACAUGGCUUUAUCAUAUAUUUUCAAUUCAAUUCAUUAUAGGCUUAGGGAUACUGUUUCAAGGGGCAGCGCUACUGCUUGCAGCUUUUUCUGUCACACUCUGGGAAAUUUAUCUCACGCAAGGCGUUUUAAUUGGAUUCGGUUUAGCAUUUAUUUUCAUACCCAGUGUCACACUCAUCCCACUAUGGUUCAGAAAUAAAAGAUCUUUAGCCUCUGGUAUAGGAACUGCUGGAAGCGGGUUAGGUGGUAUUGUCUUUAACUUGGGAAUGCAAAGUAUUCUACAAAAGAGGGGCGUUAAAUGGGCGCUCAUUGCUCAGUGCAUAAUAUGCACAUCACUUAGCACCAUUGCGCUUAUGUUGACCAGAACAACACAUCAAGGCCUACGUCAACAUAAGAGAUCUUACAAAUUUGAAUUGCUAGAUUAUGAUGUGCUUUCAAAUUUCGCGGUCUGGUUACUUUUUGGAUUUGUAUCAUUUGCUAUGUUAGGAUAUGUUGUCCUUUUGUAUUCCUUGUCUGAUUUUACCGUUAGUUUAGGUUAUACUAGUAAGCAAGGCUCAUACGUAUCGUGCAUGGUGAGUGUCGGCUCUCUGCUGGGACGACCAAUUGUGGGUCACAUUGCUGAUAAAUAUGGAUCACUAACAGUUGGCAUGAUAUUGCACCUUGUCAUGGCCAUCCUUUGUUGGGCCAUGUGGAUACCUUGUAAAAAUUUGGCCACUGCGAUAGCUUUUGGAUUAUUGGUUGGUUCUAUUAUGGGAACAAUUUGGCCAACAAUUGCUUCAAUUGUUACACGCAUUGUUGGUCUUCAAAAGCUUCCUGGUACCUUUGGUAGUACCUGGAUUUUUAUGGCGGCUUUUGCCUUAGUUGCCCCCAUAAUCGGUCUGGAACUUCGUUCAACUGAUACGAAUGGAAACGAUUAUUAUCGUACAGCAAUAUUCGUGGGUUUUGCGUACUUUGGUGUUAGUUUAUGCCAAUGGCUAUUGAGAGGGUUUAUAAUAGCUCGAGAUGAGAUUGCUGUGCGUGAAGCCUAUUCAGCUGACCAAAAUGAAUUGCAUUUAAACGUUAAGUUAUCACAUAUGAGUAAAUGUCUUUUUCGUUAUAAACAAUUACCUAGGAGAGUCUAA
Saccharomyces cerevisiae S288C is the source of this 1422-nucleotide messenger RNA. It is a transcript of the gene MCH2, whose product is annotated as Mch2p. The coding region runs from base 1 to 1422 and encodes 473 amino acids. NCBI's taxonomy places the organism in Eukaryota, Fungi, Ascomycota, Saccharomycetes, Saccharomycetales, Saccharomycetaceae. Gene Ontology annotation, molecular function: transmembrane transporter activity. The transcript has a single exon. Gene Ontology annotation, biological process: transmembrane transport. Gene Ontology annotation, cellular component: membrane. The record is from RefSeq and is marked reviewed.